This is a messenger RNA of Puntigrus tetrazona (Sumatra barb), 2505 nucleotides long. It is a transcript of the gene zswim2, whose product is annotated as zinc finger, SWIM-type containing 2. Bases 116 to 1882 code for a protein of 588 amino acids. Lineage: Eukaryota; Metazoa; Chordata; Actinopteri; Cypriniformes; Cyprinidae. The transcript has 10 exons. Gene Ontology annotation, molecular function: ubiquitin protein ligase activity; zinc ion binding. The record is from RefSeq and is a predicted model, not a curated record.
GUUUCAGAGUGCCUGCCAGCCAGCGUGUUCACGCAACGACGUCGAGAGACUCGCAUUAUUCAUUACGAAGUUGACCGAGAACAUACGCCUAUUUUCAAUCGAAAUUGGGUUAAAAAUGUUCCGGAAAACAAUGUGGAGGAAAGCAGCGAGUGAUGCGGUCAGCUCACAUCAACAUCGAGCCCUGAAUACCACUGUUUUUAUUCUCAGAGAGUUUGGACCGAUUGGAUUUCUCCUGAAAGAGGAUGGAGACAGCAAACAUUAUAAAGUGUGUUUGGGCGAUCCACACACGUGUACCUGCCCUACAUUUCAGAAAGACAAGGAUCUUUGUACACACAUCUGCUGGAUUUUAAUGCGUAAAUUUCGACUGCCACAAGAUCAUGAAUACUGCUUUCAGUACGGUCUUGUGGAGAGACAGAUCCUAGAGCUGUUACAAGGACUUCACGUGACCAAAACUACGUCUCCUAAUGACGAGAGGAGCUCAGAGCCAUCAUGUCCUGAGCCUAGUGAGGAAGACGGAAGCAUCAGGCAGAAAAACAUUGAGAAAGAUGAUAUAUGUCCAAUCUGUCAAGAAGAACUUUUACUGAAAAAAUUGCCUGUAACCUAUUGCAAGUUCAGUUGUGGAAACAGCAUCCACAUUUCCUGCAUGAAGGUAUGGGCUGAUCAUCAGACAAAAAGGGACCCACGUGGCUUGCUUAAGUGUCCACUCUGUAGGGAGGACUUUGGCACCUUUAAGCAGCUGAUUGAACAGGUGAAAAAUGCAGGUGAGCUGUUAACCUUCUAUGAGAAGGACUGUCUGGACAAACAUCUGGGUGUUAUGUGCAACAGUUGCAGGGUUUGUCCAAUCAUUGGCAAAUGUUUCAAAUGCACAGACUGCAGUUAUUUCCAUCUGUGUGAGGACUGCUUUGGGAGAACAGUGCAUCCACAACAUUGCUUCAUGGUUCGAAUGAAAAGAGGUCAGCCAUGGCAGACAGCAGAACCUCGUGCCUCUGAAGACACGCAGAAAAUGGAAAACAACUUAAUGGAUAGUAGCUCCAGCAGCGUAUCUGGUGUGACGUGUGAGAUCAUCCCGAACUAUGUGAUGAAGAGUUUGCCAGUAGUGAGAGUUCGAAAUGAGUCCAGACUGCUUUAUCCAGGUGUUCAGUGUAGAAUCUGCCUCUCAAGAUUUCAACUGGGUCAGCAAGUCAGAACCCUUCCCUGCAAACACAAGUUCCAUACAGGCUGUAUUGAUCCACUGCUCCGCGAGUCUAACUGCUGCCCGCUGGACUGGCAUGUCAUCUACAAUCCUCUUAUGUGGAAUCCCAAAAGUGGCAGAAAAGAAAGAUCUCUGGCUCCAUCUAGUGAUGCUAUGAGCAAGCGUAACGAUGAUCGGAUCUCAGAGUUCUUUCUACCAGGUAUUGGUUUGCACGUAAAAAGAGGUGGUGCUCCAUCUCGCUUGAGAACAGUAACAUCUGAACCAGGGUAUUCCAGUUCUUCCUCUGUGGAUUCACUCAGUCAGGGAUUUCAAGAUAUCUGCAUCAAUAGUUCCCACAUAGAAACAUAUACCAGAAUGCCCAACAUGAAGCAGAAUUAUACGAAAGAACAUCAUGGAAGCCUGUCAGUGGGGAAGGCAAUAGUUGCACAGAGGAGAGAAUCUUUCCCAAAUAGGCCUUCAGCUGUUAAUCUGAAUUGUUUAAACGUCCGGUCAGCUUUGGCCGGAACAAAGAAUGACCAGGAAAGACUCACUGUGGGCAUUAAUGGGCCAUGCAGCAAGAGUCCAGCUUACGGGAGAAUUAGACCACUUAGGAAUGAUCACUUACGACAGAGACCAAGACCAAACAGGGUGGACGUGAAGGAUCUUCAUCUCUGGAUGACAAACAAUCCCGUCAAAGUUAUACAAAAGUAAAAGUGAACAAAUAUGCAAUCAAAAAAUAAUGGUAGCAUGUUGCUUCAAGGAUGUAUGGAUUUUUUCCACUGUCCAGGAAACAAGAAUUCAAGACACUCAAAUGUGUAAUAUUAAAAUGCUUUUAUUAAAAUGUGAAUAUAACAGGAAGACUCUCUUGAAUGUUAUUGCCUUGUUUUAAAAUGGCCUUAAAUUUCUUGCUUAAUAAAAUCAAGCAUAUUGGGUUUUCUUUAUUUAGCUGAGCAGUCACAAAAUUUUAGAAACUUCAAAUUCAAAAUUUAGCGUGCGAUCAUUGUUGAAAGCGAAGGCAAAGACUGGCCAUUUUUGACAUUUAUGUUGGUAUGAGAGGCAGUAAUAUUAUUAUUGUCUUUUACAUUUGUUACUUAUUUAAUGUUUAUUUAUAGUAAAAAAAAAAAUAAAUGUAUGCUUUCAUUAAUUCUAGGUACAUAAAACUCAUGAGUAUUUUUUUUUGGUCAAGUACCUUUAUUAAAUGUGCACAAAAAGGCAGAUUGAUUACAAGCUGUACUUUAAAGCAUCCAGGAAUGGCUCAUGAGCCAUUUAAACCAGUGUGUUGAGAAAUCAUUAUAAUAUAUAUUACAAUUAACGAAAUAAUAAAUGCUACAGUA